This is a messenger RNA of Lachancea dasiensis, 1047 nucleotides long. The record is from the annotation of a GenBank genome assembly. NCBI's taxonomy places the organism in Eukaryota, Fungi, Ascomycota, Saccharomycetes, Saccharomycetales, Saccharomycetaceae.
AUGAGCAAGACCGAAGUUGGUGAUUCGGCUACUUUGAAGGAAGAUUUGAAUGAGCAUGAGCAACACUAUUUCACAUCUUACGAUCACUAUGGCAUUCACGAAGAGAUGUUGCAGGACACAGUUCGGACGCUAUCCUACAGGAAUGCGAUCGUUCAGAACAAGGAUCUGUUUAAAGACAAGGUGGUGUUAGAUGUUGGCUGUGGGACAGGUAUCUUGUCGAUGUUUGCUGCCAAGAAUGGCGCGAAGCAUGUGAUUGGUGUUGAUAUGUCUAGCAUCAUUGAGAUGGCCCGGGAAAUAGUGGAACUGAACGGGUUUUCCGAUAAGAUCACUUUGUUGCGCGGUAAGUUGGAAGAUGUCGUGCUGCCAUAUCCCAAGGUUGACAUUAUCAUCUCGGAAUGGAUGGGUUACUUCUUAUUGUACGAGUCUAUGAUGGACACCGUUUUGUGGGCUCGUGACCGGUAUUUGGUGGAAGGUGGCUUGAUCUUUCCGGACAAGUGCUCCAUUCACCUGGCCGGCAUUGAGGAUUCCCAAUACAAGAAUGAAAAGUUGAACUACUGGCAAAAUGUCUAUGGGUUUGAUUACUCACCUUUCAUUCCCCUAGUGAAGAAAGAACCGCUUGUUGACACUGUGCAACACAGUGCAGUCAACACCACAAGGGUCAAGUUGAUUGAGUUUGACCUUAACACAAUUACGGUGGCUGACCUUGCGUUUAAGGCCAAAUUCAAGCUACAAGCUAAGAACCAAGACUUCAUCAAUGGGCUGAUCAGUUGGUUUGAUAUUGAAUUUCCCGCUGCAAAAGGCAAAAAGCCUGUAACGUUCUCGACUGGUGCCCAUGCCCCAUAUACUCACUGGAAGCAAACCGUAUUUUAUCUAGAGGAUGAUUUGGAGUGCGAGAAAGAUGAAGUAUUGGAGGGUGAAAUUGUCUGCAAUCCAAACAAGGCUAAUAACAGAGACCUCGAUAUCAAGAUUGAAUACGAAUUCAAAGCUCAAGGAUUGGACGCUAAUCAAAGGUCCAGAAAAAAUCAAAACUUUUAUUUGAUGCAUUAA